Rangifer tarandus platyrhynchus (Svalbard reindeer) is the source of this 324-nucleotide messenger RNA. NCBI's taxonomy places the organism in Eukaryota, Metazoa, Chordata, Mammalia, Artiodactyla, Cervidae. The record is from the annotation of a GenBank genome assembly.
AUGAUGCACCUGCCUCCCAGUGCUCCACCAGGACCAGAGGCCAUCUUAAUGACCGAUCCAGGGCCAGGUGAAGUUCCUGCAGCAGCCACUGCUCUUCCGCCAGCUCUCCUGGAGGUCGUAGAGCCGCCGUUUUGGCAGGCUCUGAUCCCAGUGACAGAAGCCUCUGGCCAACACUUCCAGGAUCCGGCUCCAGCUGAACCGCCCAAGCUAUACCCACCUCUCCCGGUGAGUACUGACAAGAAGGGGAGGGAGACGUUGGAAUUAAGCAGAGACUGCGUUCUGCCAGAGAGCCAGAGGGAAGGAAAGAGAACAAUUAUUUCCUGA